Messenger RNA from Lichtheimia ornata, 1452 nucleotides. RefSeq lists its product as uncharacterized. Lineage: Eukaryota; Fungi; Mucoromycota; Mucoromycetes; Mucorales; Lichtheimiaceae. The record is from RefSeq and is a predicted model, not a curated record. Gene Ontology annotation, molecular function: phosphatidylinositol binding. The transcript is spliced from 8 exons. Gene Ontology annotation, biological process: retrograde transport, endosome to Golgi. The coding region runs from base 1 to 1452 and encodes 483 amino acids.
AUGAACAACACCGCCAAAGCCUGUGGCUGCAGCAUUGACCGCAUCUUGUUCCAAGACGAGCAGUACAUCUUCAUUACUGAUGCACAAAAGCAGUCGGAUACGCCAGCCGGGAAGUCUUAUGUCGCUUACAGCAUUCGUUUAUCGGAUAUUGAAACAAGACGACGCUACAGCGAAUUCGAAUCUCUACGAAAGGCAUUGUGUCAUUUGCAUCCGUAUCUUAUUGUGCCGCCUAUUCCAGAAAAGCACUCGCUGGUGGAUUAUGCGGCACUUCAAACACGUGUCAAGGAUGAUCUAGCCAUGGUCAAGAAACGCAAACGCAUGCUGCAGACCUUUUUAAACCGGGUAGCAAGGCAUCCACAGCUAGGACGAGAUCAUGUAUUUCACCGUUUCCUGGAGAAUGGUGUCAUUUGGUCCGAUGUGCUUCAUUCCCCUCCAUUAUCAACAUUGCCAAGGAACCCACUACAUAUGAUCCUCAGCAAAGAUUCCGAUUUACAGCAUCGCAACAUCCUACUCGCCAGCAACUUGAUCCCGAUACCAUCACCAACGUAUAUCCUAAAGACACCCAAUCCUCAGUUUGAAGAAUCAGAAAAGUUCACCUUCCGCAUUGCAAAUUACAUGGGCAACAAUCUCGACAAGAGCCAACGUAAAGUCAUUCGUCGAUUAGGAGAGCUUGCAAACGACUAUGCAGAGUUGGGUGCUGUAUACAAUGGAUUCAGUUUGAAUGAGUCGGGCGCAUUAGCCAAUGCUAUUGAAAAGAUUGGACAAGCCGUCGAUACUUCCUACACAGAGACAGCUCAAAUGGUUGCUUCAUUGGAAGGUGACUUUUCGGAGCCUAUUCAGGAACAUUCGCAGUUUGCACAGAUCGUGAAGCAAGUGCUACGAUUCCGCCAUAUGAAGCACGCCCAAGUCGAAAUGAUUGAAGAUUCUCUGGGGAGCAAAAAGGAAACAUUGGAAAUGUUGCAACAAAUGGAAAGUGAAGCACAGCGAUUGGAACAUGCUAUCAGUAGUCCAGAGAUAUCCAAUGGCGGCGCUGAUGAUGGCACUACAGCUGAGCAACUCAACAACAAUAGCCCUAUCUCCUCGAAUACCCAAGUGCUCGCUCGACGAUCUACUACGAGACCAUGGUCAAGUCCUGUACGCAUGAUGAACGCAGUGGGCCACCAAUUACAAGGCAUGAUCGAUGUUGAUCCUGAAGCAACACGCCGUAACCAAAUUGGAAAGACAAAGGAUGCCAUGGAGAUGUUGCAAGGUGCUUUGGAUGUUACUCGCAAAGAUUUGACCGAGAUAUCAAGCGAAUUGAAAACAGAGUUGGAUCGGUUUCAGCGUGAAAAGGUCAAAGAUCUUCGUGACAUGUUGAUUGCUUAUGCGAAAAUUCAUGCACGUUAUUGUCAAAAGAACCUUGAAUCAUGGCAAGAAGUUAGAGCAGAAAUUGAUAAGAUUCCUAUGGCAUAA